AUGGAUGAACCCAUGAAGUCAUUACAAAACUCAAGCCCGGCAUCAAAUGGGACUCAAUCUGGAAAGGAACUUAAAUUAUCAAAUAAAAACGCAUCUUCCAUUUCGUCAAUCAUUAACUCCUCAUCUGAUUCUACCACGACAAACAUCGGAAAGGAAUCAACGACAAAAGAUGUAAAUAAAAACAAAAGACCUAGAAAGAAGAGGAAGAUCUCCAGUUGUGAUGUUUGUCGGAAAUUUAAAACAAGAUGUGAUUUUGAACCUUCUCUCGGUAAAUGUCAUAGAUGUAAAGUGCUAGAUCUCGAAUGUUCACUAGAUGAAAAUGGCACCGAAUCAAACACAUAUGAGAAGUACAGUGCUGAUAAACGAUUAUUGAACCUGGAAAAUGAAGUCAAAAGCUUAAAUGCCAAAAUAGAUACAAUUAUAUCUUUAUUACAGGACUCGAAAAAUUCUUAUGAGAAUGCUGAUCAAUUAUCGAAAGCUAGUAAUAACGAGGGAACGUCUUCAACUGGAACUACCCUGCUGGAUGAAAAUACUGAAUUGUCAACCGUAGAAUCAACCGAAACAAUUACUUUACAAGGAGGAUACAAAUUGAAGGAUCCUCCAUUAAAGCUGAUAAAUGGUAUUGAUGAACGACUGUUCCCAAGUAUUGCCACAAAUAAACAAGAUCAAAUUGCCCGAGAGCAACGACCAUCCGCAGUGGCUAGGGUAGACUUUCUUAAAUUUUAUGAGAAGCAUCAAUUGUUAUGUCAUAAAUUAUCUAAAGAGUUCCUUGUUAGAUCACAUUUUUGGAUAAUACCUGGUGGUAUGAAAGAUUUAUCGGAGGAAUUUAUUCAUCAACAUUUAUUCAUUACGAGUGUUUUCACUAUAAUUGCCAUGAGUUUUGCUGACAAUGAUAAAUAUGCUAAAGAACAAGAAACUUUAUAUCCGUUGGUUGAAAGAUUACUAACCAACACUUUAACGAUGUUUGAGAAGUUGAUUCCACACGAUAUUGAAGCAAUUUUAUACUGUGCAAUGUUCCAUAUAUCCAGGAAGGCCAAAAGGUAUAGACAGUUAAAAUUCAACUCUUUAGUAUUAAUUAACUUUGCAAUGUUCAGUUUAUUGAAGAUUGUCGAUUUCCAUAAAAUUAAAGAAAGAGUGCUUAUCAAAGAGGAAUGCAAUUUAGAUGAUUUAUAUCAUUUACGAAUUUUAAACUCAUUAACAGCAUGCCAUAUAGAAUAUUGUAUCAGUUAUGGUGAAAUUUCACCACAGGAUAGCCGAAAUAAAGAAUUCAAUCAUUUGAUUGCUAAAUUUCCGCAAUCAAAUUUUGGAGAUGAUAUUAAAUUGAGUGAGAUUAAUUUAGGUGAGAUUGUUAAUAAUAUUUUUUUGGAUUUUAAGAGCUAUUUUACCAACUUUAUGGAUAUAUAUGACAAGACAAAGACAAAGGCGCAGAGCGCCGGUGGUACUAAUCCCUCCUUACACAAGAAGGAAAUGUUGAUAUUCCCAGAAUUAAACUAUUGGUUAAAGAAUUGGGAAGAAUUGUUAGCUAAAGAUGGUGGAGGUGUAUUAUUAUUUACAUUUGAUUACUAUCAUAUAUUGAUCUGCCGUUCCUUUUUUUCCGAAUACUUAGUUGAUAUGAAGAAAUCACCCAUGUUUUUGAACGAUGCCUUACAUACUAUGAAAGAACAUUCAUUUUCUCUUUUAAGAGGCUUCUUAAGAUUGCCAACAUCUCUAAUUAAAGGCGCACCAAUUUUCACUACGUCUGAGUUGGUAUAUGCAUGUUUGACAUUAUGUGAUUUUCUUCAUUGGUUUGAUCCCACGGAGAGGCAACAAGUUUUAAGUAUAUGUACUAGAGUUUAUUGGCAUCUAAAUACCAUUGGCGAGAAAUUGAACGAAGCCACAGAUAACGUUGGAAAAAUUAUCAAAUCCAUUAUUGAUACUAGUAAGAAACGUGUUAGUUUAGGUCAUUAUCCAUCGCCAAUGAAAGCACAUGUUCCACUAAUGACGAAGGCAAAGAUUGGGGAUCAUCUCCCUAAAGAUUCUCGUUCGAAAUCCAACAUAAUCAGUCAAAAUCAUACUGAUGCUAAUAAAGAAAGUAUCGAUAUUCAUAAAUUUAUGAGUUCUGUAGAUCUUACUACGCAAGAAGGAAUUAAAAUAUUGAAAUCACAUAAGAGCAACAUGGAAAAUGUAACUGCUAGAAACUUUCAUAUGCCAGAUGUUGAUAAGUUCAGCUCAUUUGAAGAUUUUUUCCAAGACUUUUUCACUAAUUUGAAGCCAAAUUCUCAGAAGAUAUUCUCCACGCCUACAAGUGAUAGCAAUACGACGACAAUACCAGGUUCCAAGGUUCCAGCUGGAGAAACACAGAGUGCUAAUCCAAUUCAACCCAAAGGUGACGUGAAGGACAAAUCAACUACGGAACUAACAGGAAUGGAAGAGAGACCACUGAACAAGUAA
Naumovozyma dairenensis CBS 421 is the source of this 2430-nucleotide messenger RNA. It is a transcript of the gene URC2, whose product is annotated as Urc2p. The transcript has a single exon. Gene Ontology annotation, molecular function: zinc ion binding; DNA-binding transcription factor activity, RNA polymerase II-specific. Gene Ontology annotation, cellular component: nucleus. The record is from RefSeq and is a predicted model, not a curated record. The coding region runs from base 1 to 2430 and encodes 809 amino acids. NCBI's taxonomy places the organism in Eukaryota, Fungi, Ascomycota, Saccharomycetes, Saccharomycetales, Saccharomycetaceae.